Molecule: messenger RNA, 1216 nt
Organism: Triticum dicoccoides
Lineage: Eukaryota; Viridiplantae; Streptophyta; Magnoliopsida; Poales; Poaceae
Product: UPF0014 membrane protein STAR2-like
Exons: 2
Coding region: 143-970 (275 amino acids)
Biological process (GO): response to aluminum ion
Cellular component (GO): plasma membrane
Source: RefSeq, a predicted model, not a curated record
AAAGCAGAGCGAGACCCCUCCCAUUCAGCGCCUUUCUCGCUUGUUCCUCCCCCCACUUGCCCACCCAGCUCUCAACUCCAAGCUCAAAGCUCAAGAAGCGACCUCGCCGGAGCUCACUCAGCUCAGCUCUCUUACGGCGACGAUGGCGUCGUUCCACGUGGCGCAGGAGGUGGACCCAUGGGCGCCGGGGUUCUGGCGCGACUUCGCCAUGGGCAUGCUCAAGCCGCUGGCGGCGACCGCCGUGGUGGCCAUGGCGGUGGCGCUGAGCUUCACGCAGCGGCUGGGCGUGGAGGCGGAGAUGCUCUACGCCAUCGCGCGCUCCUUCCUGCAGCUCUCCGUCAUCGGCUUCGUGCUCCACUUCAUCUUCACCCAGAGCAGCCCGCUCUGGAUCCUGCUCGCCUACCUCUUCAUGGUCACCGUCGCCGGCUACACCGCGGGCCGCCGCGCCAGGCAGGUCCCGCGCGGCGGGUACAUCGCCGGCGUGUCCAUCCUCGCCGGCACCGCCGUCACCAUGUUCCUGCUCGUGGUGCUCAGCGUGUUCCCCUUCACGCCCCGCUACAUCAUCCCCGUGGCCGGCAUGAUGGUCGGCAACGCCAUGACCGUCACCGGCGUCACCAUGAAGAAGCUCCACGAGGACGUCAAGACGCAGCGGAGCCUCGUGGAGACGGCGCUGGCGCUGGGGGCGACGCCGCGGCAGGCGACGGUGCAGCAGGUGCGGCGGUCGCUGGUGAUCGCGCUGUCGCCGGUGAUCGACAACGCCAAGACGGUGGGGCUGAUCGCGCUGCCGGGGGCCAUGACGGGGCUCAUCAUGGGCGGCGCGUCGCCGCUGGAGGCCAUCCAGCUGCAGAUCGUGGUGAUGAACAUGCUCAUGGGGGCGUCCACCGUCAGCAGCAUCCUCUCCACCUACCUCUGCUGGCCGGCCUUCUUCACCAAGGCCUUCCAGAUCGACAACUCCGUCUUCGCCGACUAGACAUGGCCAGACAAGCAACCGUUCUGUUUUCUGUGUGACAAUGACAAUGACAAAUAAUUUUGUUUUUCUGUACUUCAAAGUCGUUUGGGCUGAGGCCACAUGUUUUCAUGCAGAAUUCCGUCCGUCAAUUCUGGGCUUGAGCCAUUUUUUAACCUCGGCGACAUUUAUUAAACAGUAUCAAUAUCCUCUACAAGAGAGGGGAUUAAGAAGUCAGGAGGAUGAUCGCGCCACUCCUAAGAAAAAACA